AUGGAGAAGCACGUUCCAUCGGAUUUAAUUAACGACAUACUCAGCCGAUUACUGGUAAAGAGCCUGCUUCGCUUCAAGUGUGUAUCCAGAGGAUGGUGUUUUCUAAUAAACGAUCAAAAUUUCAUCAAACGCCAUCUCAAACGAUCCACCCAAAGCAACAGUCACAGCAGCCUUGUAAUUGUCAAAUAUACUAAACUUAGUUUGGUGGAUUUGAGUUCGUUACUUGUCGUGGAGGAAGUCGUUGAUAAUUCUUUGAAGCAAUUAUUCAGAGACUCCAUUAAAGUGCUGGGCAUAUGCGACGGCUUGCAUUGCUUGUCCAAUUCAGCUUAUAAUCGUAUUAUUUUGUGGAACAUGUCUACCAGGGAGCACCUGACUUUGCCCCCUGUGCCAGAGAAUUUCCUCCUUCAUCGUACUCCUAAAACAGUCAAAUUUGGAGUCUAUGCAAGUGGUGCUUUACACUGGUUCGUAUCCAGAUCGUCGAAAGAAAUUAUGGAAGACAGCGAUGUAUUCAUUGUAGCAAUCAACCUUAAUACUCAUAAACAACGGUUUAUUCGUUGUCCUGAUCAAGAUCAACAUCAACAUCAAGAGUAUAAAGCUUGGAACAUCCCACCUCAUCCAUUCGUUUUCAAUACUCUAGGGGUUUUCGGGGAACAGCUUUGUGCAAUGGACAUAAAUGGCAGCCGUUAUUCCACGGUGGACAUAUGGUUAAUGAAGAAGUAUGGCGUGCAGGAAUCCUGGACAAGGCUAUUCUCGAUUCCAUACUUUCAUACUGGGUAUAUAUGUAGAUACGGUGAUCCGUUUGUUCAUCCCUUAACUUAUUCAAAGAAUGGUGAUGAAGUUCUAGUAGAUGUAGCACAUGAUCAUACGCGGCUAAUGUUUUAUUACAAUCCGAAGACCGAAAGUGUUAGGUAUGUUAACGUCCCCGCGUGUCAAAAUAGCUCUUUUGAAGUACAAAUUUGUCACGAAAACCUUGUAUCAUUAACAUCUAGAGACAGGCCGCAAGAGGAAGCUAUGAAUACAGACCGCAAGUUAGUCUCCCAUGCUGCUGAUUACUUUCCUUGCGGAUUAGGGGUGAAUUACCUUAAUUUUUUCUCAAGUUUUUUUGUCUCAUGA
Durio zibethinus is the source of this 1113-nucleotide messenger RNA. The record is from RefSeq and is a predicted model, not a curated record. Lineage: Eukaryota; Viridiplantae; Streptophyta; Magnoliopsida; Malvales; Malvaceae.